Bombina bombina (fire-bellied toad) is the source of this 1955-nucleotide messenger RNA. RefSeq names its product transmembrane protein 44 (gene TMEM44). The coding region runs from base 210 to 1559 and encodes 449 amino acids. The transcript is spliced from 10 exons. NCBI's taxonomy places the organism in Eukaryota, Metazoa, Chordata, Amphibia, Anura, Bombinatoridae. The record is from RefSeq and is a predicted model, not a curated record.
UCAGACACGAUAGAACAAAAGGUGCAAUAGGCAGUCAGGUGCAGGAGACGGCCACACCCACACACUAUCCCACUGCUGCGCCUUGUUAAACUAACAGUAUGCAUAGGAGCAGCCGCCUGUGCACUUCUAGGUUUCAUCCUGUCGCACACGCAAGUUAAUAUGCACCGGGCACCAUCAGCAGGAUGACCCGUCAAACGGCGUGAGGACAGAUGGAAGGAGCCUUAAACGUAACCGGGGAGGAAGAGCCAGGCCAUGGGCUGUGGAACUGGGACUAUCUGAUCACCUGCUUCGCUCAGGAGAGAGUUUGCGUGUCUUUUGGGUUGUGGCUCCUGUCCUUCCUGUUCUGGUUCACGUCUAGCAUCCUACAUUUUUACUUGCGAUGCAAACGAAAGUCCAGCUAUGAGGAAUCUGUGUUUUGGGAUAUUUAUGCCUUUUUUGGCUCCAUGUGUAAUACCAUUGGGGCCCUUCUAUCAAAGCAGCUCACUAUCCAGGUGAUCACUGGAGGUUUUACAGCAUUAGCUGACAUUAUACAUUUUAUACUGACUCUCUUCCCUGUCUGUUCCUCCACUUACAGGGUGCGAUCUGGUCACAGAAAGUUCAGCGCUAGAAGAAAGCACAGGGCCUCCUUGUCUGCUUUGUGUCUCCUAAUCUUUAUGGGCGUUGGAUAUUCCUCUCUGAGAUCCUGUGCAAAUUUACCUGUGCAAGUACCUCACACACCCCAGAGAAGACUGCUUGGGACGGUUCUUCAGGAGAGUACGGAUAUUGUGGGAUUUACACUUGGGAUCAUAGCUGUCUUUGUUGCCUGGACAGUCCGGGUACCUGUCAUCACAAAAGUGUGCAGAGGGAUGAUAUUCUCAGUAAUUCAGAUCUGGGCUGUCUUGUUCUCGGCUGUGGCAAGUCUGUUGUACGCAGCUGCCAUCAUGUCACAUGAUCGACACCCUGAGUAUUUUGUGAAGGCAAUUCCUUGGUUCCUCAUAUCCUUGGGAGCUGCUGCCCUAGAUGUUGCUCUCACAUUUUUGUCUUGUAUGAUGAAAAAUAAACUGGUUCGUCAGAUGGGAUUUGUAGUAGAAGCCAUGGGCACCACAGACACCUGUGAGCUUCUGACUCAUGAUGAUGAUGAUGAUGAGGUGACAACAAAAGAUGGUCACAAGGUGCCAGAGGAACAAGAGAAAUCCAGCUGGAUGCCAUUGCAUAUGGUCGCAAAUGAUAGAGCCGUAUGCAACAAGACACCACUAGCACGUUACGUGAGACUAAGCAUUGAACAAGUGCAAGAGGCAGGUUUUGGAGAAGUGAGGCUGCCUGGUGAUGGGCAGACUAAUGUUGGGAGCAUUUCUACCAAGGAGCCUUUCCAGUAUAUAGACUUAGCUAUGUAUCCUCCAGCUCAGGUUUACCAUGGCAAGGUGUGCUCCAGUACUUCUGGCUCUGAGAUGUCUUCUAGUAACACUGAAUUAGAGUGGGACUUUGAAGAUCUGACUUCUGAUUGGAAAAAGAAUGCUGGCAUCUUGUACAUUGCCCCUAAUGACAGUUGUGUUAUGAAUGGUUAUGGUAAAGAAAACUAGCUCAAAUAUGUUAAAGAAACCCAUGGAAACACCUCUAUCUAAAAGACAGUUUUUUUGGCCUUAAUAAACCAUUAAUAACUGAAAAGUUGUGAAGAAAAAAAUAUUUCCCUAAUAAUAUUACCAGAGAAAAGCUACCGAGUUGUCCCAUGCCAUUUUCUUGACCAAUGAGUGUCCGUAGAGAAGAGAAGAAAACCAUUAAUGUAUUUUUUCAUUCAAAACUGUUCAAGCUGUAAACCAUUAAGUAACAUAAUGGUGUGAUUUUGGAGUUUGCAUUGUAAUAAGCCAUGUGAUGCAAAUGGCACAGCUGCUCAUGAUUCUUUUAUGACAUUGCAAAUGUGCUCUCUUGGGAUUUUUGUCUGGAAAUUCCUUUUUGAAUAAACCAAAUAUAAAUGGUUA